AUGGCUGCCAACGGUGUUACCUACGCCCUCUCCAACUCCCACAAGGAGUUGCUGGAGAAGUCCCUGGUGGACUCGGACCCCGAGGUUGCUGAGAUCAUGAAGAAGGAGAUUCAGCGUCAGCGCGAGUCCAUCAUCCUCAUCGCCUCCGAAAAUGUUACCUCCCGCGCCGUCUUCGAUGCCCUCGGCUCGCCCAUGUCCAACAAGUACUCCGAGGGUCUCCCCGGUGCCAGAUACUACGGUGGAAACCAGCACAUUGACGAGAUUGAGAUUCUCUGCCAGAACCGCGCUCUGCAGGCUUUCAACCUCGACCCUGCCAAGUGGGGUGUCAACGUCCAGGCUCUCAGUGGUAGCCCUGCCAACCUGCAGGUUUACCAGGCUCUCAUGCCUGUCCACGGCCGUCUGAUGGGUCUUGACCUCCCCCACGGUGGUCACUUGUCCCACGGUUACCAGACUCCCGCCAAGAAGAUCUCGGCCAUCUCGACCUACUUCGAGACCAUGCCCUACCGUGUCAACCACGACACCGGUAUCAUUGACUACGACCGUCUCGAGGAGAACGCCCAGGUCUUCCGCCCCAAGAUUCUGGUUGCUGGUACCUCUGCCUACUGCCGUGAGAUCGACUACGCCCGCAUGCGCAAGAUUGCCGACUCCGUUGGUGCCUACCUUGUUGUCGACAUGGCUCACAUUUCCGGUCUUAUCUCUGCCGGUGUCAUCAAGAGCCCCUUCGAGUACGCUGAUGUCGUUACCACCACCACCCACAAGUCCCUCCGUGGUCCCCGUGGUGCCAUGAUCUUCUUCCGCAAGGGCGUCCGCAGCACCGACGCCAAGACUGGCAAGGAGACCUUCUACGACCUUGAGAACCCCAUCAACUUCUCCGUCUUCCCUGGUCACCAGGGUGGUCCCCACAACCACACCAUCACUGCUCUUACCGUUGCCCUGAAGCAGGCUGCUUCUCAAGAGUUCAAGGACUACCAGAGACAGGUUGUCGACAACGCCAAGGCCCUCGAGCACAAGUUCAAGGAGCUCGGCUACAAGCUUGUCUCUGACGGAACCGACUCCCACAUGGUCCUGGUCGACCUCCGCCCUCAGGCCCUUGACGGUGCCCGUGUCGAGGCCGUCCUUGAGCAGAUCAACAUUGCUUGCAACAAGAACAGUAUCCCUGGUGACAAGUCUGCUCUCACUCCCUGCGGUGUCCGUAUUGGUACCCCCGCCAUGACCUCUCGUGGUUUCGGCACCAAGGACUUUGAGCGCGUCGCCGAGUACAUUGACCAGAGCAUCAAGAUCUGCAAGGAGGUCCAGGGUGAGCUCCCCAAGGAGGCCAACAAGCUCAAGGACUUCCGUGCCAAGGUUGUCUCUGGUGAGGUUGAGAAGAUCAACAGCCUCAAGAAGGAGAUUGCCGCCUGGUGUCUUCAGUUCCCUCUCCCCGUUGAGGGCUGGAGAGUUGACGCUGGCAUCUAA
Molecule: messenger RNA, 1455 nt
Organism: Pestalotiopsis fici W106-1
Lineage: Eukaryota; Fungi; Ascomycota; Sordariomycetes; Amphisphaeriales; Sporocadaceae
Product: Serine hydroxymethyltransferase
Exons: 3
Coding region: 1-1455 (484 amino acids)
Biological process (GO): tetrahydrofolate interconversion; L-serine catabolic process; folic acid metabolic process
Cellular component (GO): cytoplasm
Molecular function (GO): zinc ion binding; glycine hydroxymethyltransferase activity; pyridoxal phosphate binding
Source: RefSeq, a predicted model, not a curated record